GGCGUUUCCGCUUCCGCCGCCGCCGCCACCGCCGCCGCCGCUUCCUAGUGUUGCUGGAGUCGCCGCGUCCUCGUUCAGUUGUGUGUACUAUGUCGGGUGGCCUCCUGAAGGCGCUGCGCAGCGACUCCUACGUGGAGCUGAGCCAGUACCGGGACCAGCACUUCCGGGGAGACAAUGAAGAACAAGAAAAAUUACUGAAGAAAAGCUGUACAUUGUAUGUUGGAAAUCUUUCCUUUUACACAACUGAAGAGCAAAUCUAUGAACUCUUCAGCAAGAGUGGUGACAUAAAGAAAAUCAUUAUGGGUUUGGAUAAAGUGAAGAAAACAGCAUGUGGAUUCUGUUUUGUGGAAUACUAUUCAAGAGCAGAUGCAGAAAAUGCCAUGCGGUACAUAAAUGGAACCCGUCUGGAUGACCGGAUCAUUCGCACAGACUGGGAUGCAGGCUUUAAGGAGGGCAGGCAGUAUGGACGUGGGCGAUCUGGUGGCCAGGUACGAGAUGAGUAUCGGCAGGACUACGAUGCUGGGAGAGGAGGGUAUGGAAAACUGGCACAAAACCAGUGAGUUGUGAGAGCUCCAUCAGUGAAAAACUCACUCUUUUAAUGUGUUGAAGAACACUACCCAAGGUCUGCAAACCAGCCCCUCCCCUUUUUUUAACCAAGUUUUGAUCAAUGUCUCUACUAAGCUGGAAACCCCUUCAGAGUUUUCCUCUGAAAUUUUAAUUAAAGGGCAGAUCCGAAA
Messenger RNA from Carlito syrichta (Philippine tarsier), 737 nucleotides. It is a transcript of the gene NCBP2, whose product is annotated as nuclear cap binding protein subunit 2. Gene Ontology annotation, molecular function: RNA cap binding. Lineage: Eukaryota; Metazoa; Chordata; Mammalia; Primates; Tarsiidae. Gene Ontology annotation, cellular component: nuclear cap binding complex. Gene Ontology annotation, biological process: mRNA cis splicing, via spliceosome. The record is from RefSeq and is a predicted model, not a curated record. Bases 90 to 560 code for a protein of 156 amino acids. The transcript is spliced from 4 exons.